This is a messenger RNA of Temnothorax curvispinosus, 1334 nucleotides long. RefSeq names its product protein-L-isoaspartate(D-aspartate) O-methyltransferase-like. The record is from RefSeq and is a predicted model, not a curated record. Lineage: Eukaryota; Metazoa; Arthropoda; Insecta; Hymenoptera; Formicidae. Gene Ontology annotation, cellular component: cytoplasm. Gene Ontology annotation, biological process: protein modification process. The transcript is spliced from 7 exons. Gene Ontology annotation, molecular function: protein-L-isoaspartate (D-aspartate) O-methyltransferase activity. Bases 430 to 1119 code for a protein of 229 amino acids.
AGUCUAAAUCCUAUAUUCAAGAUCGUCCUAAGUGUGAUCUUGAGAAGCUAUACGUCCCGUUGGUCGAAUGAAGAUCUCGGACGCCCAAGAUUGGAACAAUUCUAAAAUUCUCCAUUCCGGAGCCUUUUCCAGCUCGGCGGGAUUUAAAUCCGCGCUCGAGCGUUCCUAUAUCUCGCGAGAGGCUCGCGAAUCGAUAGUUGACCGCAUCAGCUGUUCUCGCCUUCCCCCCUCCCUCCCUUAAGGUCGCCACCUCGCUACCUGUGUCGUCACGGCCAUAUUAGGCACGCGUACAGGAGACGGAAGGAAUGAGGACGUUCCGCGAUAAAUGAGGCUCUCCUGAAGGCUCUCGAGGUCUCUUCUCGGCUGCGCUACGGGAGUCUACCCGCCCCCCGCCCCGGUCGGUGGAUCGCGAGCGACAAUCCGCGAAGCAUGGCAUGGCACUGCAACGGCACUACGAACCAAGAGAUGGUGACCAAGCUGAAAGAUGCUGGCAUACUGGCAGCGGACAGCGCGGAAGCCGCCAUGGUCGCUGUUGACAGAGCCAAAUACUGCCACGAGCCGGACCCUUAUCUCGAUCGUCCCCGAAGAAUCGGUUACAACGUGACCAUCAGCGCGCCGCAUAUGCAUGCAUACGCGCUGUCUAUCCUCUCCGAUCAGCUCGUCGACGGCGCCAAGGCACUUGACGUCGGUUCUGGCUCGGGCUACCUGUCCGCAUGCAUGGCGUUCAUGGUAGGCUCGCACGGACGCGUAGUAGGCAUCGAGCAUAUUCCCGAGCUCAUAGAGAUCUCGACUAGGAACGUGCGCGAGGACAAUCCGCACUUCCUCAAGGAGGACCGCAUCAAAUUUGUGGUGGGAGACGGCAGAUUGGGACACGCUGCUGACGGCCCUUACAACGCUAUACACGUUGGAGCAGCGGCCGAAACUUUACCGCAGACGUUGAUAGACCAACUGGCUCCCGGAGGUCGACUGAUCUGCCCGGUCGUGGCGAUAGAAGGUUUCCAAAGGUUUCAAGACCUGCUGCAGGUGGACAAGAGCACAGACGGCACGGUCACGAAGAAGAAACUGAUGCAAGUCUCUUACGUUCCUCUCACGGAUCCUACCACUCAGUUACGUAAUUAGAGUCGUUAAGGUGAGGUGUCUCACGGUGGAGAGAAACGCAAAAGAGUUUCUCGAGCGGACAGAAUUAAAAACGAUCGCGUACGAACUCGAUUGAUUAACGAUAAUCAGAACUCUUGUAACUCCACGAACUAAUUUCUUUUCCACGCAUGCAUAGAUAUAUGGAGUGCACGUCGUCUUCGAUUGGGAAUAUAUCAAUAAACUAUAUAUAUUUUGUA